AUGUCUAAAGUGCACUGCGAUGAGGAGCAUUUUGAAGUGCUGAUGCCACAAUUUGCAAGCUAUUGUGAAACUAUAGAUUCAAUAUACCGGUUAAAAACAGAUGCCGACGAUGAAUUAAUUAAAAUUUAUCAAACAAUUGAAAAUAACUUGAUUCAAACAAAAUUAUUCUCCCAUGAUGAUAUAAUAAGUGUUUUAUUAGUAGCAUUACGAUUUAACAAUCGAUUUGUAAUGUCAUAUUACUCAAUCUAUCAACAAAUUAUAGAUGCACAAAAAAAUCAGAUAUUUAACAAACAACAAGUUUCAUUUUUCAAUAAUAUUAAAUCUGAUUUUGAUUCGCUUAUUGAUCAAGACCUAAAACAAUUAUCAGAGGCAAUAUUAAGUGAUGACAUAGAAUUAUUUAUAUCAUACACUCAAAGAGUGGGAUUUGAUAUAAAUAAACAAUUCUCAAAUAAACUAUUUCCUUCAUCAGCAAAUAGUUAUUCAUUAAUCGAAUUAUGUUGCUAUUAUGGGGCUGUCGGUUGUUUUAAAUUUUUAAGGUCAGAACUAGAUGAAGAAAUUUCACCUGCAUGUCUUCAACUUUCAUUUUUAAGUGGAAAGCCUGAUAUCAUGAACGAAUGCUUAAAAUAUCAAACGCCAGAUGAAAUUUGCAUGGAAUAUGCAAUUGCUUCUCAUAACAUUGAUUUUAUUUCUUUUUUGAUGAACGAAUACGAUUUGAGUAUCAAUGUUGAAUUUUGUGGAAAAUAUAAUAACCUUCAUGCAUUUUUAAUUUAUUUGGACCAAACAAACGAUAUCAAUGAAUGCUUUAUCUAUUCACCAAUCUUUCGCAUCCCAUCUCUUUGUGAAUAUUUUCUUUCAAAAAAUGUAAAAAUAAAUGUAAAAGGCUAUAAAGAUAACCGGAAGGCACUUCAUAAUGCUGCAUUAUGUAAUUGCCCAAAAAUAAUGGAAUUAUUACUUACACAUAAUGCUAAAGUCAAUAUAAAAUCGAAAAAUAAAAAAACUCCACUUCAUUAUGCAGCUCAAAAAAAUAACCUUGAAUCAGUAAUUUAUCUUAUAGAUCAUGGUGCAAAAAUUGAUUCAAAAGCUUAUUUUGCUGAAACUCCUCUUCAUUAUGCUGCAUUAAAGAAUUGCCUUGAAACUGUUAAGGUUCUUAUAUCACUUGGAGCAAAUAUCAAUGCAAAAACUGUAAAUAACAUAACUGCGAUUUCUCUUGCGGCACAAAAUAACAAUAAGGAAAUUGUGGAAAUUUUAAUUACGAAUGGUGCAUACAUUGAAUCCAAAGAUUAUAAAGGGAAAACUGCAUUACUAUAUGCAUCAGAAAAGGGUGAUAAAGAUCUCAUAGAUUUUCUAAUUUCUCAUGGGGCAAACCAUUCUUCACAUAGCUGCACAAAAUGGAAAUCAGGAUAUUGUAAAUUCUUUAAUUUCAUAUGGUGUCGAUAUCAACACUAA
Messenger RNA from Trichomonas vaginalis G3, 1446 nucleotides. Its product is annotated as spectrin binding. Gene Ontology annotation, molecular function: protein binding. The record is from RefSeq and is a predicted model, not a curated record. NCBI's taxonomy places the organism in Eukaryota, Parabasalia, Trichomonadida, Trichomonadidae. Bases 1 to 1446 code for a protein of 481 amino acids. The transcript has a single exon.